Messenger RNA from Paramormyrops kingsleyae, 16543 nucleotides. NCBI's taxonomy places the organism in Eukaryota, Metazoa, Chordata, Actinopteri, Osteoglossiformes, Mormyridae. The record is from RefSeq and is a predicted model, not a curated record.
UGUUAUAUCCCACCUCGGGAAAUAGGUAUCGGGAGGACUUCAUGAAGAAAGUCAGGCCCAGUCAGUGAUAAAAUUGUUUAAUUUUGUUUCUUUUGCAAGUAAACCACAAUCAGUGCCGACUAGUGCAAGAUGAAGUGCCCAGGGUGUAAGCAUAUGGUUACGGAGCCGUCGGCCAAAUUCUGCAGUGAGUGUGGCCAGAAGUUGCCUCGUCAGCAGGAAGCCGGCGCCUCAGGUCAGCUUCACCCGGCUGGUGAGGUUAAGGUACAAAGUGGGACGGAGCAGGAGACAGAAAGUGCUUCAGUCUCCAUAGCCAGGCAGGCUGAUAACACGUCUUCAAAAAGGUCUGGGGACGAACCCAGCAGCAACAUCAAAAAAAAGAGAAAAAAGAAGAAGACCAAGAAGAAGACGAAAAAGAAAGAGGAACUAGACCCUUUACAAUCUGAGGCAGUGACCUCUGAACUCUCUGAAAUAUCACUGUCUGACCAAAAGCUGGGGACGCACAAGGCCGAUGAGUCCUCUGAAAGUGAGAGCUGCGUUACUGACGUGGAUGAGACACAGGACUCUUUGCAGGACUCCUCUGAUCUAUCUUCAUUGCAAGAGGGGAGUGAGUUUGCUGAGACUGGCAUGGCGGAGAAGGCAGAUGUCAAUCAGGGGCCGGCGUUGCCUGGCGACUCUGCACAUGAGUCAGAGAAAAGUCAGACUGAGAGGGAGCAAGUCGGCCCCAAUGUUGGUGAUCAUCUUCUGGCUCCUGACCUGGGUACAAACAAGGUGGAUCUUGUAGAAUGUAAAGAUAAGAUGGGUCCAGUUGGAGGGACAGUGAAAACAGAACCAAGUCAGAGUCAACCUCUGAACACAAGCAGCCGGGGUGAGCCGGAAGCAGGGACCUCGCAGCAGGCGAACAGAGACCAGAAGGCUCACGUGGACCCAAGUGCAGAUGUGCCCAGGAGGACGCGACAAGAAACAAAAGCUGCUGAACAGAACAAGGAAACGAAGGCUGGAGGAGAGCAAAAGAUGGUUUUUGGCCCAAAGACAAAGCAGCAGGCCAAGGGUGUGGUGUCCCACACUGACCCAAAGACCAAGACUGAGAAGAUGGAGGUCCAGCAGUCUGCCAGUGCCACAGGAGAGUCCCAGGGAGCAACAAGCCCUGCUCAGGACACCAAGAAGGAACCGCGGGAAGAUGCCAAAAAAAAGAAAAAGGAGGGCGAGAAAAAGAGGGCAGAAGUGACUCCGCCUGAGAGAGUCUUCACUGGAAGUGAGCCGAUUCCUAAGGGGAAAAGGGUCACUAUUUACUUCCAUGCUGUCCUGUCUAAAGAUUUCAAAAUAGACCCCAAAGAGGACAAAGUUUUCUUGAGGGCUGGUAAACUUAUUGGCUCAUGGGAUGAAAACGCAGCCGAACUUUCUGUGACUCGGGAUCUGGGAAAGCACGGAUUUCUUGUACAAGGAAAACUGGAAACGACAAAAGAGGCAGUUUCUGUUUCCAUACCCUACAAAUACGUCGUUUGGAAAGCCAAGAAAGAAAAACCAGAGUUUGAGUAUAUCUACAAAUCGGAUACAGAACGAAAUGUCGACAGGUGUCUCUUUGUCAAGGAACAUCUGCUUAACGAGGAAGGUGAAUGGCACCAGUAUGACGACAUCAUCUGCAUUGAGCCUUCGAAAGGAGUGUUAACCCGCCUGAGAAAUGCAUUCUGGGCCGAGAAUGAGACGAAGGUUGUUGAUGGUCGGAACAUCGCGGGGGAGGUCAUGCUGGAUACAAUCUUUGACCUGCUUCGUAGCUGGAGUGAUGCUAACCUGAAGAGUUUCCAUGACCAGUUGAGGCAGUUUCAUCAAGUCUAUGGAAACCCCUUUGUGUAUGAAGAGAAGCACAAAAAAUGGGACUCGCUACAUUAUGGUGAACGGGAGGUGAACAACCUCAUGAAAACAUUCAUGCUGCAGAAUGUUCUCCCUCAGAUGACGAAGGACGGCCUAGUACAGAGUCACUUUUUUGGAGACUCUUUAAAAGCCGGCCUGGUUUUCUUUCACGUCUGUCAGAAGUACGCAAUCGGGCUAAACCAUGCAGAGUUAUCACGACUAUGUCAUACCCUGUACCUUCCAAAGAUGCAAAAAGAAAGUUUUCAGCAGUAUUGGACAGAUUUGCUGAAACCUCUCUCAGUUUUUGAAGCAUUUUCAGAAAUGGUGGUUGACCUAAUUCUAAAGUUGAGGGAGAAAAAAAUUCUGCAAUGGAUCCUCCUGAUUCCUCUUCUUCACUUCCUGAAACGAAUGUCUGAGCCCUUUGAACCUGUCCCACUGACAAACAACCACAAAUACUACAAUUCGUGGGCUGGACUUACAGGUCUAAGGAUAGCAGACACAGCUCUAGCAGGAUUUGAUAACAGGGAAAUGUUACGCAUCAUGAAAGCAAACAUUCACCUAACAGAGAUGGACCGACUUCUGCCUCGGUCCUGGAUGUCCUUAAUGACUCUGGAGCACCUUGUGCCGUUCAUGAACGACAUACCAGUUGACCUGCUGGAACUUCUUCAUUUAGUUGCUUUUAAAGCACCUCCAAUAAUCACAUAUUUGAAUUCUGAGCAGGAGAUAUCAGAUUUGCUGAAAUGCAUUCAGAUCAAAUGUAUUGACAUAGAACCACAGGGCAGUUUGCAUAAUGAGGAUUAUAGAGGAGAGUGCUUAGCAACAUCUGUAAAAGUUCUCGAGAAGAUCUGCACAGGCUUUAAAUCACCAUCAUAUACCACGGAUUUCACAAUUCCUGUGACUUGCAUCAACAUGGUCGCGACUGUUUCCAGUUUCGGCCAUUCUUAUGAGACACCGGUGAAGCAAGAUCCCCGCGGAGGCCAGCAGAAAGAAAAGCGCAUGCAGAUUCUAUCGGAAGCCAUGAAAAUAAUGAGGGGAUGCAUGAGUCAAACUUUGAAGAACAGGUUGUUUUAUGGUGCUUAUCUGUCUGCAUAUUUUUCAUCAGAAAUUGAGAUAUGGAACAACAUUCUUUCUCUCAGUUUUGGCAGUGAAGAAUUUACAAAAGAAUGGAAGCAAACAUUUGCUACAGACCUGGAAGGAAAAAUCAAACAGGAGUCCUAUAUGAACCAAAUUGAGAUUUACUGCAAUAAAAUGGAAGAGCUGACCAACACACUUCCUUACAUUGCCAAGACAGUAGAGAAAUGUGCUCUUCAAGCUGUCAACUCCGUCUGCCAGAACAAAUCAGAGCAAAGUCUUUUUGAGAAAUUCAAAAUAAACUGGAAGUAUGGAAAGCUGGUGUCGGCCAUUAUUCAGAAGUCCUGGCCCACAGACUCUAGUGGGACGUGCUACUUGGAUGGAGAUGAGGUGGUGCUCCAGCAUCUUCUGAACUGGACUGCUGCCAGGAACAUCUUUCANUUGUAAUGAUAUACAGAUGAAAGGUUGGUUAAUGAACUUUCAGAUGAUGCCAAGGAGAAAGUAGUUGUUGCAAGUUCAGCCUUUGCAUCAAUUUCAGAGAAGUUCAUCUCUGGAAAGAUGUCAGUCGGCCUCCUGAACUGCAUCCUGGAAAACCAGAGUGUCUUUGUAGAGCUUCUGCAGAUAGGUUACCUGUCUAACAAUGAGCAGUGUAAGGACAGGGCCAACAUGAGGAGGCUGAUGCAGUGGAGAAAACAAGAGGUGACGGCAGUCUUCAGGGAGAAGCAGCUAGUGGAGAGCUUGCUGGUCAUGUGCCGCAAGCUGGAGGAGCACAUCAAAGUUGACUUGAACGACCUGGAACAAAAACAACAGAUAGAUAUCAAGUCGAUGACGUUGGACUGCUUCAUGGAGGUUCACCUGCUUGAUGAGAUGGCCUCUGAUCAGUCAGGCAUUGUGACGUUCUUCCACCUUAGUGACAAAAUGAGGCAAAUGGCAAAGACCCUGGAGACUGUUAAAGACAGUUUCAUUUUUAACACGUGUUGGGAAGACCAAGCAAAAGAAAUCUCAAAGACUGACGAUGACGAAGAACUCUCAGAAUCUGAAGUGGAGAAUGAACCACUUGAAAUGAUAGAUGAUGAGAUUUUUCAGCCAUGCUAUAGUAACUAUGAAUGGAUCUACAGAAAUGUAAGGGACGGUCAAAUAACACUUAAGGAUGUUGAUGUUAUCUUUGAAGCUUAUAAAGAAAAGUAUGCAGAGCUGAGGCUAGAUCUGGAGAUAAUGUGCCGAAUUGACCAUACUGAUGAUGGACAAUGGAUUGAGAGAAGAAUCCAGCAGAUUGAACAGUACCAUGAGCUUCACUUGGCUAUAGAGUCAGCCCAGGUCAUCAUGAGUGUGAAGGAGACACUUUGUCUUAAAGGCAAUUUCGGUGUCCUGGAAACCCUACUUCAAGCUACAUCUAUAGACUUCAAGGAGGAAAGUCUGGAUCGCAUUGACAAUGACCUGAUGCAGGCCAAGAAGAUUCUGGUGGACAUCACAGAAUCCCGUAGGCAGUGCCUUCUAGAACUUCACCUCAGAAAAAACUUUGUGAUUUGGGUCAAAGAAGCACUUGAGGAUAUUAAUGAGCUGAAGGUUUUUGUGGACCUGGCCUCCAUCUCUGCUGGAGAGAAUGACCUGGAUGUUGACCGCGUCGCUUGUUUCCAUGAUGCUGUCCUUGGCUACGCUUCCAUGCUGUAUGACCUAAAGCCCGAUGCAGGCUUCCAAAGCUUUAACGAGGCUCUGAAGAAACUGUGGAAGGCUUUUGAAAAUGAUUGCAAUUUGCCAAAGAAACUACGUGAUACUGCACGUCACCUGGAGUGGCUGAAGACGGUCAAAGACAGCCAUGGCUCUGUGGAACUGUCCUCUCUCUCUUUGGCUUCAGCUAUCAACAAGAACGGCAUUUACAUCAUUAGUAGCCAAGAUCACAAGAAGCUGAGUCUAGAAACAGUCCUGCAGCUGAAGAUUCCCGAGGAGCAUGAGGAGGGACAGGAGAUGCGUUGCUAUAACUUGGAGGACCUGCGGGAGCUACAGAACAAACUCAUGCUGAUGUCUGGAAAGGGAGAGCAGGGGCAACAAGAGGUGGAGCGUUUUGCAGAGAUAUUUGAUAAUGUCCAGCGGCUGGCUGAGGCAUUCAUGGAUCUGUUCGUGGCUGGGAACCCCCUCUUUAGGCAAUGGGAGACCAACAUUAACUGUAGCCCAUACAGUGAAGCAGGCAUCAUUAUGGACUUCUGUUUGGGCAGCACCGUCAGCAGUAUCAUAGUAGAAGGCAACGUGGCGGAGCAGCUGCCAGACAUGUGCAGAAAGAUGGAGAAAUGCUUGAGCUUCUGGAAGUUCUUCAUGGACAAGCAAAGGUCCCAGUAUUACUACCUCAACUACUAUACAGCGGAACAGAUAGUGUAUCUGUGCAGGAAGCUCACCCAGAAAUGCCUGGAUGAGGGUGUAGAUGACCAGGUCCUGAUGAUGCUGUCUUUCAUCAAACCCAACUGCAGCCUCUCAGACUUAAGGCAGACAUGGCACCAGCUUCAGUAUGAGAUGCUCAUCAAAAAUGAAAAUGAGAGGAGUGAAGAAAUAGAAUUUCGGACCUUAUUUGAAGGGAGUGAUAGUAUGGAAUUAGCCACAAAUUUUUCAGGAAGGGAGAAUGAAUCCUUGUAUUUGCUGAAUCAAGUGGAGCAAGCUACUGGUUCCAAAAAACUGGAUUUACUGUGGAAUGCCUAUAUGAAAGAUAUGAGCUAUUUCCUGCCUGACUGUCUGGACAUCAGAACUCUUGGGAGGCUUCUUGAAAUACUGGCUAACUACAAGGAUGAGGAAGAUGAGGAUGAAGGUGUCGCGAAGAAAGAACGGAUCAUUAGGAGAAAUCUGCCAAAAGGUUUACUAAGCAGACGACCGAAUCUCAUUGUCUGCCCACAUGCCGAAAUCCUGACGUCCUGCAUCAGCAUCUACAUGAGCAGUGAACACGAGCAGCUGCCCACGUACGAUGAAGUCCUCCUGUGCACUGCCUCCACUUCUUAUGAGGAGGUGGAGCUUCUCCUACGGCGAUGCCUUACAGUGGGCUAUGAGGGAGAGAAGAUAUACACUUUGCUCCAUGCUGAUCAGCUUCCCUAUGAAGUCAGUUAUAAGGUUGAGCAACUCUUUCAGCAACUGGAAAAGCUUUGCCAAAAAGAAUACCGACUAGUUAUCAUAUGUGAUUCUGAGCGGGAGCACACCUACCUCCCCUCAGCCUUCAGCCAGUAUAGGCUGCACAUGGUCCCUCUGGAGCCCCUGGAUAGGGUCCAGAGGUAUCUGUCUAGGCACUAUACUGUUCCAUCAGAGGAGUCCAGUGCUGCAGCAGUGUUCCAGGGCAGACUAUGUGUUGGACUAGUGACGUCUGAAAGAGCUGGAGUAGGGAAAUCCCUGUAUAUUCAGAGGCUCUAUGAGGAGUUGAAGAAAACUGAAGAAACCGCGUUCCACAAAUGUAUUCGCUUGAUUGAGCCAAGGGUGGAUGAAAAUGCUAUUCUCACAUCUUUGCUCAGUAACUCAAAACAGGAGCUCACAAUCUUCAGUUUUGAUGUCACCUCUUCUGUCCAGAAAGGCUUGUAUGAAUUUCUGUUCAAACUGCUGGUCCUACGCUAUUUGAUGGAUUCUCAAGGAAGGAUGUGGAAAUGCAGCAACCAGCAUUUGUACGUCAUUGAGAUUCUGCAAUCCAAAGGACAUUUGUGGGGAAAUGGUCCAAAUGUUAAUGAAAAUAUCCACUUUGCCUUCCAUGAUGUCUUUCCAAAAAUUUUCUGCCGUCCUCCUAAAGAGGUUCUUGAGAUGGAAAUGAAGAUGCAAGAGAACAAGGACAUGAAAGAAUCUCACGACCCACUCAUGGAUGAUCAAGAGUUCAGAAGUGAAGCCUACCAAAGACCUUAUCAGUAUCUCAAGAGGUUCUAUAAUAAGGAAUGUCUUGAUAAAUUUUCAUAUCACGGCACUGAGGGAACUCACGUGGAAUGCCUACAGAUGCUUUUUGUUUACUGUGGUGUUGUGGACCCAUCAUGGGCAGAAUUGAGAAACUUUGCGUGGUUCCUUAACCUACAACUGGAAGACUGUGAGAACUCUGUAUUUUGUCAAAUAGACAAUAUUGGAGAUGUUUUGGUAGGGUUUAAAAACUUUGUUGUUGACUUCAUGAUUCUCAUGGCAAAGGAUUUUGCAACACCAUCUCUUGGCAUCUCUGAUCAGAGCUCAGGUAGGCAGCAAGUAGACUUCUCUGGUUUAAGUGAAGAAGAUUUAGCUCCAUUUCGGAUUAGAAAGAGGUGGGAAUUGGAACCCCAUCCUUACAUCUUCUUUAAUGACGACCAUGAGUCCAUGACUUUCAUUGGAUUUCACCUUGUGAUUAAUGAACAGAAUGGAGUUGAUGCUGUUGAUCUAAGUAAGCAAAUGGUGAUCAAGAGAAACGUCAUGACCCGAGAACUCUAUGAAGGUCUCCGUCUCAAUGGAGUACCUUUCAAUAUAGAUUUUGAUGCGCUUCCUAGGGCUGAGAAGAUUGAACGUCUUUGCAGGGUGUUGGGAGUACAGUGGCCUUUGGACCCAGAUGAAAACUAUGAGCUCACCACUGACAAUAUUCUGAAAAUUCUUGCCAUUCACAUGCGCUUCAGAUGUGGCAUCCCAGUCAUCAUCAUGGGGGAAACAGGAUGUGGAAAAACUAGGCUUAUAAAGUUUUUGUGUGAAUUGCGGAGGAGUGGAGUCGCCACAGAGAACAUGAAGCUUAUCAAAGUCCAUGGAGGGACAACCUCGGAGAUGAUCUACACCAAAGUAAGAGAAGCAGAGGCCAUCUCGGUUGUCAAUAAACAACACUAUGGUUUUGAUUCUGUCCUCUUCUUUGAUGAGGCUAACACAACUGAGGCCAUAAGCAGCAUCAAGGAGGUUCUCUGUGACAACACUGUGAAUGGAGAGCACUUGAAUAUGAAUACUGGUCUGCAAAUCAUUGCUGCUUGCAACCCUUACAGGAAGCAUACAGAUGAAAUGAUCUCUAGGCUGGAGUCCGCAGGCUUAGGAUAUAGAGUCCGAGCUGAAGAAACCGAUGAUAAACUUGGACAUAUCCCUCUCCGUCAGCUCGUGUACAGAGUUCAAGCAUUGCCACCCAGCAUGAUCCCACUGGUGUGGGACUUUGGACAGCUUAAUGACCACACUGAAAAAAUGUACAUCCAACAAAUUGUUCAAAGAGUCAUUGAAACAAAUUCAAUUAGUCAAGAUUAUAUCAACACAGUCACCGAAGUUCUGUCCUCAUCACAGAAGUACAUGAGGACCAAGAAAGAUGAGUGCAAAUUUGUGAGUCUUAGGGAUGUAGAACGCUGUAUGCAAAGUUUUGUGUGGUUUUACAGCAACCACAGCAUGUUACUGGCUGAGCUGAAAGCAUUUCUCGAUGGAAAUUUAAACAUGGAAAAGAACGGGGGCAAUCAGACAUUGACUGAUGAAAGAGAUCCAGUUCUGUGGUCCCUUAUCAUGGCUGUAGGUGUUUGUUACCAUGCCUGCUUAGAUGAAAAAGAAAAUUUCAGGAAAAAAAUCUGCAAGCACCUACCAGAAAAUUAUAACUCGACCAAAGUAAUGCAGGAAAUCUCAGUCAUGCAGGACCUGUUUUUGAGUGGUGUACCACUGGGGAAAACAAUUGCAAAAAAUAAUGCUUUGAAAGAAAAUGUUUUUAUGAUGGUGAUUUGCAUUGAACUUCGAAUCCCACUUUUCUUGGUUGGGAAACCUGGAAGCUCAAAGUCUUUGUCUAAAACUUUAGUUGCAGAUGCUAUGCAAGGACAGGCUGCUCACUCAGAGCUGUACAAAAAGCUGAAGCAAGUUCACCUGGUCUCCUUUCAGUGCAGUCCUCAUUCUACACCAGAAGGCAUCAUCAAUACAUUCAAGCAGUGUGCCCGUUUCCAGGAGGGCAAGAACCUGACAGAGUACAUUUCUGUUGUGGUGUUGGAUGAGAUUGGUUUAGCAGAAGACUCCCCAAAAAUGCCCUUGAAAACACUGCAUCCUUUGCUAGAGGAAGGCUGCAUAGAUGAUGAACCACUGCCACAUAAGAAGGUUGGAUUCAUUGGCAUUUCCAACUGGGCUUUGGACCCGGCAAAAAUGAACCGAGGCAUCUUUGUCUCCCGUGGUGACCCUGAUGAAAAGGAAUUGAUUGAAAGUGCAAAAGGAAUAUGCUCCUCUGACAAGAUGAUUCUGGAGAAAGUUCGGGACUAUUUCAAGCCUUUUGCCAAGGCUUAUCUUAAAAUUAGCAAGAAAGAGGGAAAAGGUUUUUUUGGCCUGCGGGAUUAUUACAGCUUAAUUAAAAUGGUAUUUGCAGCCACAAAGAGCACUGAACAGAAGCCCACUCCUGACAAAAUUAUGGAGGCGGUGCUGCGGAAUUUCAGUGGGAAAGAUAACAUAGAUGUAGUUACAGCCUUCACUAGUAGGUUGAAUUUCCACUCAAAGCAGGAGAACAUUGAUAAAAUUGAACUGGUGAGGCAGAACAUCCUGUCUGUUGGCCAAGAUGAGGAGUGCCGAUACCUCCUAGUUUUGACCAAAAAUUAUGCAGCCCUGCAGAUUCUUCAGCAGUCGUUCUUCACUGAACGUGACCAGCCAGAAAUCAUGUUUGGAUCCAGCUUUCCCAAAGACCAGGAAUACACACAGAUUUGCCGGAACAUCAACCGUGUUAAGAUAUGCAUGGAAACCGGUCAGACCAUUGUGCUGCUGAACCUUCAAAACCUCUAUGAAAGCUUGUAUGAUGCUCUCAACCAGUACUACGUUUCUCUGGGUGGCCAGAAGUAUGUGGACCUGGGAUUAGGGACCCAUCGUGUCAAGUGCAGAGUGCACAAAGAUUUCAGGCUCAUAGUUAUUGAGGAGAAAGAGGUGGUUUACAAGCAGUUUCCAAUCCCACUCAUUAACAGGCUUGAGAAGCAUUACCUGGACAUCAAUACUGUCCUGAAAAAUGACAAGAAGGAAAUCGUCAGAGAGCUUGAGAGCUGGGUUAAUUCCUUUGUCUCCACCAACAACCAGCAUGCAAUCCCUCUUCAAACCUACAAAUAUCUUUCCACUGAUGUUUUCAUCGGGUAUCAUUCUGACACCUGCUCCUCUGUGGUCCUGCAAGUGACCAAGAGGUUGAAAGAGGUUGACCAUGUGUUACCUGAUGCUCAGAAAAAUGUUUUGAAUGAGGCCAAACUAAUCCUGCUAAACUGUGCCACUCCUGAUUCAGUGGUUCGCUUGGACUGUACCAGACUCUCUAAGGUAGAGACUGAUGAGCUGACCAGGAUUUACUUUGAAGAACAGAAGCACAUUUCUCUUGCUGACUACAUAACAUCUGCCAGAAGGUUGGAUCAAAGUUCUUAUGCAUCUUUCACAGAGGUCACCACAUUCUCAAGACUUUUGACAGCCUCUGACAUUGGGCAGCUCCCAGAGGUCAAUGGCAAAAUUGAACUCCUCUCCUUGCAACAAUUUGACACAGAACACUCCUUCCUCAAAAAGAUCAGACUUUUUCUGGACUCUGUGGUUGGAGACAAAAUCCUCAUUAUUCAGGCUGAAUUUGACAAUGGCUUCUUGAGCACACACCUCAUUGCAUCUGCAAAGUAUUCUGCCAUGAAUGAAAUUAACAAAUCAAGAGAAGAAGAACUGAGAGGGAAAGUGUUUGUGUAUUUUAUCACCAAACUUCCUAGGAUGGAAGGUGGCUGCUCCUACGUUGGAUUUCAUGGGGGGCCCUGGAGGUCAGUUCACAUUGAUGACCUCAGAAGAUCCAAAGACAUCAUCUCUGAUAUAAAGGCUUUGAGGAAUUUGUCCAUCAGUCAGCUUUUUGAGGAGAACCUAGCUGAACCUGAGCCAAUGGAAGUUCCAGAGAUGUACACAGCCGAGGAGCAGACUGGGACUGCGGAGAACAUAUAUUUAGAUGAGGACCAGACUGGGAUUGUGCAGGACAUGUACAUGGACGAGGACCAGACUGAGACUGUGCAGGACAUGUACAUGGACGAGGACCAGACUGAGACUGUGCAGGACAUGUACAUGGACGAGGAGCAGACUGAGACUGUGCAGGACAUAUAUAUAGGUGAACAGCAGACUGAGACUCAGCCGGAGCAGACAGAGAUGGAGACACCACAACAUAGAGGCUGGGGGGCUGUCCUAGACACCACAGUGCUGGUGCGUAGCUCCGUUCAGAGUGCUGUUGGAAUGCUUAGAGACCAAGGUGACGAUGGCUUCCGAAGCACCAGGAGAGUGGAGAUCCUACUGACCCUCCUGGCUGUCGAUGAUGAGCUGAAAGCUAAAUUUUUGAAAAUCGUGAAGAGGCGUCUUCAUUUUUUGCUGAGGAUGCGUGACGAAAACAUUGCCUCGUCUAAAACCUGGGUCUUCAAGGAGGCAUCCAACGUUGAUGCCCUGCAGGAAGGGGGGACUUUCAGACACACCUUGUGGAAGCGAGUGCAGACUGUGCUCACACCCUGCCUGGCCCAGCUGGUCUCGGUCAUUGACCGAGACUAUAAUCUCGACCUGCUACUCGAUGACAACUCCACGGAGCCUUUGAAAAGGCUAUGGCUUGAUAUCUUUGGCAACGAGAAGCUGCUGAUCAUUCCAUACGCUGAAGUGGACCACACUUCGGAGACAAAAACAAUCUUGGUUCAGAGACAUAUGAUGUCAGAGGCAAACAGAGGCUGUAGUAUGCCCUUCAGCUGGAAAAUCAAGGACUUCCUGGAUGAGCUCUGGGUUUAUGCCCGGCAACGGGAAGGACAAACCUUGAAACAGUUUGAUGAGUUCUUCUGGAAUACUCCCUUGGGGACAUACAUCGCAGCUGCAGAUGCGGAGAUGCAGUUGCAGCUCUUCCAGCGCUACCUUCAGGAUUUCAUCUCCAUGUCCAUGAAGGUUACUUCAGACGAAGUUCUUCAGCUCUUGCGAGGAGCCUUGUCCUGCUGUGUCAAUGAGCUGAGAGUCAGAGAUGGAAUGGAAGAUAACGGAGUAGUUUCCCUUCCCUGGGUCCAUGCUGCUUACCAAGAGUUCAAGAACCGCCUGCACAACCUCUCUAGGAUGCUGACUAUUGAGCCAGCAGUGGCCCAGGCCCUCCUGAAGAAUCCCGGUGCUGCGGAAGGGGUUGAGCUGGUCGUGGAUGUCUUUGCAGCCAUGGCCUGUGUAGAGCACCUGGAGCCCAUUCAGCUGGAGACGGACGAGCGGCGGCUGGCCUGGCUGAGGCAGGUGAAGAAGCUGCAGGUUCCCAUCGAGCUUGUCUGCUCUGAGGAGAAACUGGGACUCUAUGGACGGAGGAGCCAGGAGAUAGUCCGCAAUGGUUGGAACCGGAUCUUCUCCUUGUCUCUGAUUGUGGAGCACAUGCUCUUGGGGAUUGAGCACCUGGAGCCCAAACUCAAGCCGGUGGUGUUGGAUCACACCCAGAAGCUGGGCAAAGUUUUGGAGAGAAAUUCGGAUUUGAAAGCGGAGAAGCCCUUCGAGGCGGUGAUCCGCGUUCUCAAGGAGUGCAAGGAUGGAGUAAAUGACAAGAUUUUCAAGUUCGGGUUUCAGUCCUGCCCGGUGUGCCUGGGUGACCCCCAGGGGCCCCUGGACCUUCCCUGCCAUCACAUCUACUGCCUGGCUUGUAUCAGGAAGUGGCUCAUCCCAGGCCAGAUGUACUGUCCGCUCUGCAUUCAGGACGUCCCCGACGACUUCCAUCUGAAGGUGUCCAAGGAGAUUGAACGUCUGAUCAUUCUGAAUGCCCAGUUCCGGAAGCAGUGCAACGCCUUUUUCAUCGACCUGGUGUCCACCAUGUGCUUCAAGGGCAACAGCCCCCCCUCGAGACCGGUCAUCCUGCACCUGCUGUCCUUCCUCAUGGUGGAGGCCAAGGCUGUUCCCAUCAUGCGGGGUCAACCUCUGAUACUUACUAAAGCCCUGUCCCCAUUCGAUGACUCCGUGGACAAAAAUCCGGUGGUCCGUUCAGUCAUCCUUAAGCUCCUACUUAAGUACAGCUUUGAGGAUGUCAGAGAUUACCUGCAGAAGCAUCUGGCAGAAACUGAGCAAAGCAACAUUUUGGAAGAAAAGGAUAAAACUGAACUUUAUUCUCUCUACAUAAACUGCUUAGAGGACUCCAUGUUUGAACGGAUGCAGUGUCAGACUGCCAGGGAGUGCCUGCAGCAUGAGAAGAACUUCCUGCAUGCCUUCCUGCGCUCCCACAGCCAGGGGGCGCCCACAGCGACAAUUGAUUGCCUGCAGCAGAUUGCGAGGGUGCGGCUGUGCCUGGACAUGGCAGCCCGUCAGCUGGUGGACCAGCUGGCUGACCCACAAACUCAAACAGCUGCGGGGGUGAAUGAGGAAGCGCGGGCUGCAACCCCAGCACUCUUGAGCAGUGUGGUGGAUCUGUGCAACAGGAGCAGGAACGACUGGUACCGGGUCUACCUGAUCCGAAAGCUGUGCAGCCAACGGGGCGCCGAGUUUGUUCAGAAGCUUCUGAAGGUGCCUGACUUCAGAUGGCUUUUUCCGGACGAAAUUCUGAAACAGAGCAAGGACACGGUGCAGAUGGACCAGUAUCUCGUACAUGGUGAGGAGUACCAGGCCGUCCGUGAGGCUGUCGCCACGGCCAUGAUGGACGGCAAAAUGGAGGGAAUAGAUGAAGUGUGUGAGAGAUGCAGAAGCUCUCCGGCAAAGAAGACAUUGUACCUGCUCCUAGCGCUCUUCAGAGAGGUCACCUCUCUCUACCAAGCCGAUGACCCAGCUUUCCAACCCAAACCGCAGCUAUGCCUCACUCUGGAGAACUUCAUCCAGACCUCCAGGGUCUUGAUCGACCCCAACGUCAGGACCUUUGCCACUAAUCUCGUGCACAACAGGCUGGGUGGUCUGCGUGUGAGGGUGGGCAUGCCUGACAAGGAGCGUGUGGCCGUGGAGCUAACUGUCCACUUGGGGGCAGUGUUGCUCACUGGGAAUGAUGGCAUGAUGAGGCCCCUCAAACAUCUGGCCCUGGAUCCAGCCAAAAUGCAGAUGGCCUUCAUUCCCACCAUGCCCGAUGACAUGCUCGCUGUUGCUCGGGGACUUUUAGGACAAGUACAGUGGUACUUUUGUCCCAAUGGCCACCCAUGUACCAUCGGUGAGUGUGGCCAGCCCAUGGAGAUAAGUCGCUGCCUGGACUGCGGGGAGCAGAUCGGAGGGAAAGACCACAAGCCGGUAUCAGGCUUCCAAAUAGCCAACAUCCAGGGCGACCGCACCCAGAAGGGCCACGUUCUGGGGGCCAUCAGCAGGCGGGACAACCCAGACAUGAAGGACACUAAGGGCAUGUCUCCUGCCCCCUUCGGCCUCAUCAGGCUCCUCACCCACAUGGCCUUGCUGCUGGGAGCUUCUGCCCACCCCCAGAACGUCGCUCAAAUCGUUAAGCUUCUGGAUCAGAACCUGGUAGACUUUCUGAUGGGCCAUCUGUUGAAGGACUUUGAGCAGCUGGGCGGGAUUCUUGGGAAGGGUGUUGAUGACACCGUCAGUACUGUCCACAUCACGCUGACCCACCUAAUGGAACAGCACCAGCCGGGCCAGUGGAAUGGUGAUGACACACUCUCAACAAAAGAGGCCAGAAACAACUGGGAGACGGAUGUGGCCACAAACAUCAUCACGCCUCAGCUGAAGCACCUGGAUCGCCGUCUGAUGGAGGUGAAUGCUCUCAUUAGGAGGGACUCUCGUGUGAGCUCCAACGUGGUGCUGAAGAUCGUGUUUGGGGAUCCCCGCGACGUUUUGAGCUCGCUGCCACAAGACAACCUGAUCCAUGGGCCUGCUGUGUGGAGCUGUAGGGAGAGGGUUUCCUUGUCCAGCCUGGCCCACAUCCUGGAGCAAAACGAUGGCAAAGAUGGGCUGCCUGUGCUCUGGAGGUUCUUGAAUAAGGAGGCUGAGUUACGCCUGGUAAAGUUCCUACCUGCCAUUUUGGAACUACAAAUGGAUCUAGUGAAGAAGUUCCAGAAUGUUCCAGACCUCAUGUUCACCACAAUCAGAGAUUUCCUCAAGGACCAAAAAUCAGAGAUCUUGAAAGCAUGGUAUGAGAAAGAGGUUCAGAUCUUCUUGACGACGUGGAACCAACUGAGAGCAUCACUGUCCACAAAGGGUGAGCUGAAGAUUCCUGCUGAAUACUGCCAGAAGGAUUUGGACCUCGGUAGUGAAUUUCAGGUCCUGCUCCCCCGACGCAAUGGUUGGGGCCUUUGUUCCACUGCCCUGGUCAGCUACCUCAUUGCCCUGCACAAUGAUCUCAUUUACACCGUGGACAAGCACACGGCUGAGGAGACCAGCUAUUGGGUCAGCCCGGCAGAUCUGACCGACCUGCACGUGAUCCACUACGAGCUGGAGCGAGACCUCACCCCCCUGGUGCUGUCCAACUGCCAGUACACCAUGGAGCGUGGCCAGGAGAUGCUGCUUGAGUACGACCUGCCCAAAAUCCAGCAGCAGGUUCUGACCCGCUUCUUGCAGGGCAAGCCCCUCAUCACCGUUAAUGGAAUUCCUACACUAGUGAACAGGCAAGACAGGAACUAUGAAAACAUUUUCAAAGAUCUGAAAGGAAAGGUUGGACAGGAACCCCUGACCGCUUUGGCGCUGGAGACCUUGGCCAGGGAGCUGCCCUCCUACAGUGAUGUGUGCGAGGCCUUGUCAUUGGUGGAGGUGGCCUUGGGCUUCCUGGCCAUGACAGGAGGAGAAGCCCAUGUGCUGCUGAUCCGAUACCUGGAGGACGUCCUGCAGAUGGGGGACCAGAUGUCCCCACUCAUCCUCAAGGCCCUGAGUAGGUGUACUCUGAAGCAUUGUGUGGCCCUGUGGCAGUUCCUCACCUCGCUGAAGUCAGAGUCCAUGCUGCGCCUCAAAAGGGAUCCGUUUGCGGCCAUCCCAGAGGCGUAUAAGGAGCUCCUGGCUAAGUCAGAGUGUGAGCUGCUUAGAGGGUUCCUCACCAAGGGCAGUGUGGACCUCUGGCUUCUGGAGACCCAUGAGCUUCUGCUGCUGGUCCUCAAGAGUCCCCAAGCUCCCAACACCUACAAGCCAACCUGGAGUUUGAAAGACACGCUGGUGUCGUACAUGGAGCGGAAGGACCUUGACGUCCACCCAGACAUAGAGGAGUUCUUCCCUGAAGAGAUCUGCCUCUCAAAGUGUGUAGAGGCCUGGAAAUUUGCUGUGGCCUUCAAACAGGAGCGAAGUCUGAAGUGAAACACUCCUCCCACGAGUACCCUUCUUCCAAGCUUGAUGGCGUCAAUUAUUUUUCUCCAUUUUUUUCAAAUUGUUGAUUUUCCUAGUUAAAAACAAACACUCCUUGUGUACACCAUGAAACAGGCACCUUAUAUAUAUAUAUAUAUAUAUACUUGCUCUUAUUUUGUUACCUUUAUCCUUCCUCUAAGCAAUUACCUUAGAAAGGCCUUGUUUACAUAUUGCGUUUACACAUCUGUGAUGACCUCAUUCAGGGUCAGGCUACGCUCAUGUAAUUCAGCUAGACUCAGGUUAAAUGCAGCGUGUACUUCGACCAAGAAAGAAAAUGGUUCACUGCAGUUCAAAGGAUCUUCAGGUACAUCUGCCUUUCCUGCUGCUCUGAGCCCUCAGACAGUCAAGUCUGGCGCCUUAAGCUGCUUCGAAUGGACUCUGCAAUUUUCAUAUAUUGGAACAAUUAAUGAUUUGUCAUUCCUUUAGUGCGGUGCAUAAGAAAAACUUGUCAUGUUUAAUAAAAAAAGCGUUUGCAUCAACGCAAGUGUCAGACACUGCA